Chelmon rostratus (copperband butterflyfish) is the source of this 1822-nucleotide messenger RNA. Its product is annotated as zinc finger protein 135-like. NCBI's taxonomy places the organism in Eukaryota, Metazoa, Chordata, Actinopteri, Chaetodontiformes, Chaetodontidae. Gene Ontology annotation, cellular component: nucleus. Gene Ontology annotation, molecular function: DNA-binding transcription factor activity, RNA polymerase II-specific; RNA polymerase II cis-regulatory region sequence-specific DNA binding. Gene Ontology annotation, biological process: central nervous system development; regulation of transcription by RNA polymerase II. The transcript has 2 exons. The record is from RefSeq and is a predicted model, not a curated record. The coding region runs from base 47 to 1333 and encodes 428 amino acids.
UUUAACGCAGUGAGUCUGGAGGAAAAGCUGCUGUGAAUCAGUAAAAAUGUCUAAAGUCCAAACGCUGAGAGCUUUUGUGAAGCAGCGACUAACUGCGGCUGCUGAAGAGAUAUUUGAGCAGUUUGAAAGAACGAUAGCAGAGUACGAGGAGGAAGUUUGUCGACAACAGAAACUACUGGACGCUGUUUUCAAGCCUGAAGUCCGGUUACACAGAGCAGACGUCCAGCAGCUUUUGGUGAGUCAAGACGAGGAUCCCUCUGAGCAGCAGGAGGACCCACCAGAGCUGCCACACAUUAAAGAGGAACAGGAGGAACCCCGGACCAGCCAGGAGGGAGAGCAGCUUGGAGGGCUGGAGGAGUUCACAUUCAGUCCUGUCCCUGUGAAGAGUGAAGAAGAUGAUGAAGAGAAACCUCAGUCUUCACAACUUCAUCAGAGCCAAACGGAAGAGGACAGAGAUGAAGGACAUUUGGAAACAGGAGCUGAUGGAGAGGACUGUGGAGGAUCAGAAUCAGACAGGAAGUUUGAUCCAGAUCAUUUACAACCAGCUCCUCAUGACAAGACUUCAGACUCCUCUGAACCUGAGACUGAUGACAGUUGUGAUUGGGAGGAGAGCAGGGAACCUCAGUCAGGCUUAAAGCCUCUGAAAAACAGUGAAAUACCUGGAAGUGAUCUGGAAGGUAACUCUGGAAAAACAUCAACACAACACCUGCAAAAACACGACAGAAUCCAAACAGCAGCGAAACCAUUGAGUUGCUCGGUUUGUGGUAAAGGAUACCAUCGGAAGAAAUCCUUCAGGAAACACGUGAGACUUCAUUUAGAUGGAAAAAGUCUCCACUGCCCGGUCUGUCAAAAAGCUUUCGAGUGGAGGAGCGAUAUUGUGAGGCACAUGAGAAUCCACACGGGGGAGAAACCCUUCAGCUGUUCUGUCUGUGGCGUAAGAUUCGUACAAAGCUCAUCUUUGACGGCACACUUCAGAGUUCACACGGGAGAAAAACCUUUCUCAUGCUCCAUUUGUGAAGAACGUUUCAGUCUCAGAAACAAUUUGUACGAACACGUGAGAAUGCAUAAUGGGGAGAGACCGUUUCAUUGUUCAGUCUGUGGUAAACGAUUUGGAACGAGGAGAAAUCUGAGACGACACCUGGCUGUCCACUCAGGGGAGAAACCGUUUAGUUGUUCAGUCUGUGGGAAAAGAUUCGCACUGAAUGAUAUUCUGAGACAACACCUGGCUGUCCACACAGGGGAGAAACCGUUCAGUUGCACAGUUUGUGGCAAAAAAUUUACUCGACUCCAUACUUUGAAGAAACACAAGUGUGCUGGUGAGAGCAGCAAAUGAAAAUGAAGCUGCAGAGAUUUUGUUUUGUUUGUUCCAGUAGAGUUGAGGUCCUGAGGGCAACACUGAUCAGUUCUAAACUGUGAUACAGAUAAAAGUCGCGCUUCAUCUUAAGCCACGUGAUUGUUUUUAUUCUGUUUUUAUUUGUAUCAUCAUUUUGUUGUUUUCUGGGAGCUGUGCUUUUUUAUAUUACAUCCACUGUAUUCAUUGAUUUAAAGGUUAUUUAAAUAGUCUGCUUAUUUAAUGGUCUUGAAUUGAUCUCUCAUGUCUCAUCUCUCACAAACGCUCGAUUCUUUAGAAAAACGACUGUAAACCUGGAAGACCCCCACAUGAUCUGUCCUAACACAGACUGCUGAAGCUCAUCCUGAACUUCAGAAUACAUUUUUAUUCUAAGUACUGUGGAUUUUGUUACAUUGUAGUUGUGUCACAAAUGGAUCAAAGCUUCCUGAAGUGGAUCUUUAGAAUUCCUUAUAUCAGAAAUAAAAGUGUUUG